Lactuca virosa is the source of this 1598-nucleotide messenger RNA. NCBI's taxonomy places the organism in Eukaryota, Viridiplantae, Streptophyta, Magnoliopsida, Asterales, Asteraceae. The record is from the annotation of a GenBank genome assembly.
UUGAACUCCAGCAGCCAUGCAUCAUUUUGUAAUGCAAACGGCAUGGACAUGCUCAAAAUCUGAAAGCAACAUUUUGAACUAGAACUCUAGUAGCCAUGAGUGAUGUGCAGAACUCUAGUAUAAGUAGCAUACUCAAUCCAAUCCUUUACCAUCAAAUCUGUUCAUACUGAGAUUCUUCACAUAUAUAGAUUCUCCAUUCCCACAGAGACAAAGACAGAGACAGAGAUGGCAAGUCUGCAGCAUGAACCACGAGUUACAGGAGGGAGCAAUCGUGUUUCAGCUGUUGAUCUUUCUGUUCUCAACUCCAAAGACUUUGAUGAUCAUAAAGAUAUCGACCAUGAUCAGAAACCUGGAUGGAAAAGUUUUCUCUCCUUUGUUGGACCUGGUUUCCUAGUGUCAUUGGCUUAUCUCGAUCCUGGCAACAUGGAAACCGAUUUACAGGCAGGAGCCAACCAUAGAUACGAGCUACUUUGGGUGAUUUUGAUCGGGAUAAUCUUUGCACUUGUUAUUCAAUCUCUGGCUGCCAAUCUUGGUGUAAGCACUGGGAAACAUUUAUCAGAGUUGUGUAAGGCUGAAUACCCUAUCUUUGUCAAGUAUUGCCUAUGGCUGCUAGCCGAGGUUGCAGUCAUUGCAGCAGAUAUUCCCGAAGUGAUCGGAACAGCUUUUGCACUGAAUAUCUUAUUCAAGAUUCCAGUUUGGGUUGGAGUUCUCUCACUGGGAAUGUUCAUUCCUAAACUUAGUGGUCAAGGCGCCACUGGUGAUGCCAUUGCUCUACUUGGUGCCCUUGUCAUGCCAUACUUCUUGAUAGAGAGUGGCAUUGCGCUCUUUGUAGCAUUCUUGAUCAACGUCUCAAUGAUCGCUGUUUCUGGCACUGUUUGCUCAGAAAAAAACCUACCAAGUGAAGAAAUGGAUCGUUGCAACGAUCUCAACCUUAACUCAGCUUCAUUUCUUCUAAAAAAUGUUUUGGGAAAGUCCGGCUCUACUCUUUAUGCAAUUGCACUGCUAGCUUCUGGUCAGAGUUCAACAAUCACAGGCACUUAUGCUGGACAAUUCAUUAUGUCGGGUUUCUUGGACUUAAAAAUGAGGAAAUGGCUCAGGAACUUGAUGACACUGUCAUUUGAACUUCCAUUUGCACUCAUUCCACUACUCAAGUUCAGUAGCUCAAGUACCAAAAUGGGACCUCACAAGAACUCAAUAUUUAUCAUUCUCUUCUCAUGGGCACUAGGACUUGGAAUAAUUGGCAUCAACAUCUACUACUUGAGCACUGCAUUUGUCGAUUGGCUAAUCCAUAGCACUUGGCCAAAAGUGGCUAAUGUGUUUAUUGCAAUAUUAGUUUUUCCGGUCAUGGCUGCUUAUGUUCUCUCAGUGAUCUACCUUAUGUUGCGUAAGGAUGUUGUGGUUACAUAUAUUGAGCCAUCAAAAGGUGACCCUAUUGCUCAAGAUAGCAUGGAAAGUGGAAAUGAUGCUGAUAGAAGACCAGAGUUGACAAAUGCUCCUUAUAGAGAGGAUCUUUCUGACAUUCCAUUUCCACAAUAGUGUAUCUGAAACUUUCUGAGUGGAUUCAAAGGCGCUCAUUGGUAUCUAGCCUUCUUAAACAU